Gavialis gangeticus (Gharial) is the source of this 2385-nucleotide messenger RNA. It is a transcript of the gene TNIP3, whose product is annotated as TNFAIP3 interacting protein 3. The transcript has 12 exons. Bases 50 to 1174 code for a protein of 374 amino acids. Lineage: Eukaryota; Metazoa; Chordata; Crocodylia; Gavialidae. The record is from RefSeq and is a predicted model, not a curated record. Gene Ontology annotation, biological process: regulation of transcription by RNA polymerase II; cellular response to lipopolysaccharide.
UGAAAGCAUAGAGCUUGACCAUGAAAUAAGAAAUCUGAUAGAGAAGAGCAUGGCUUCACAACCACAUGAGAAGUCUGUUGCCCAAGGGAGUGCACUCAGCAAAAGAACUUCAUGUUCCCUCAAGACUUGCAGCAAAACUGAUGUCAGAGGUCAUCUUUUAUGGGCAGAGAUGAGCAUAAGCAGCAUGGAAAGUUCGGCACAGCAGUCCAAGUGUUUAUUGCUGACAAAAAAGAAGAGCACAUCCACAGAUACUCUUGAACAGCAGAUCAUUUCAUUGGAAAGACAGAGACAAGAGCUGCUGGAGGUGAACAAACAAUGGGAUCAACAAUUCAGGAGUAUGAAAAAACAAUAUGAAAGAAAGCUUGCAGAAGUGAAAGCAAAACUGGAUGCAUCACAGAAGAGAGUGCAUGAGCUGGAGGAAGAGCAGUACCAAAAUCAGCAAGAAUGUGAAGGGCUGAGAGGCCUGGCCAGAGACAAGUUCCUUCAGGAAGUGAAAGAGCAAGAAGUCCAGAAUGAAGCCUUGCAUGGAAUGAAGGAAGAGAACAAGCGUCUGAAAGAAAAAAAUGCUUCAAUGGCUAGAAAACAAGAGCACUAUGAAUGUGAAAUAAGUCGCCUUAAUAAGGCCCUACUGGAUGCAUUGCAAAAACAGUAUUCAUCCUUUCAUGUGCCUCAUUUGGAUAAGUCUGACAGAAACUGCAAACAUGAAGAGAUGAGAACUCAACUGGAAGUUCUCAGACAGCAGGUACAGAUAUAUGAAGAAGAUUUUAAAAAGGAGAGAUCGGACAGAGAAAGACUUAAUGAGGAAAAAGAAGCACUUCAAAAAAUUAAUGAGAGAUCACAGUCCCAGAUGAGCAAAUUAAAUUCUCAGAUGAAAGCAUGUGUGAAAGAAAAAGAACAACUAGAGAAACAGCUAAAACAACAGAGAAAAGUUCUUGCGGUACCAACUGAAAGGCGCUACAUCCAGCCUCAAGUGUUCCUUCCACCUUCUGCUAACUAUGGAAACUGUGGCUUAUGCCACCACUACCAAGACCCUUGGUUACACACAACAGUACGAGGCAUUCAUGAUCAGCAGCAGCACCCACCAGACUAUCAGUGGUAUGUUCCUGACCAGUUUCCGCCAGAUGUGCAGCACAAGGCAAAUGAUUCCUCCUCGAAGAAAGAAGUCCAUCACUGACAGCACGUGACCUAGAGAAGGGCAGACAACAGACCGAGAGCUAGCCUUGUGACUUCAUUAUUAAUUGUUUUUUUCCCCUCCAUCGCUUCUCUCUAGUGCCUGUUACCUAUACCUGGAAAAAUCUCUGGUGGUUAUGGAGAAGCAGAUCUUUCAUAGCCUGUGAUCCUCAGGAUCCAGUUAAACUGGAUGGGAAAAUAUUCCUCUUCUGAGGAAAGACACUAGCUAUCUUGGUUAUCAGAAAUUUAUUAAAAGUGGUUAUGGUAUGACAUGUAAGGUGACUGGGGAUUCAGAGAAAGUUGCAUUGGAUUUGACUACAAAACUUUAAGGACACUAAUGUCCUGGUCUAGUGUAAAAAUCCAGUUUAUUUGAUUCCUAAAAAUUACUUUAUGCCAUUGUGAGUUCUGCACUCAUUUCUAAGUCUGGAAUGCAUAUGAGUUCUCUAAUGAAAUGGAAGUCUGGCUUAUCAUUUCAACAGCCUUUGUAAGAUAAAUGAGGUGGCAUAGAUGGAAUAAUAGAGACUGAGCCUUCUUUCAUUUAAGUCAAGGCUAGCAUUCUUGUUGUUUCAAGCCUAGUGUAUAUGCAGAAUAUGAUUAUAAUAUUAUCUGUAUGUACAUAUACAUGUAAAUAGAAUAUUAAAGGAACUAUUUAAUGGAUUUAGAUUGACGAUGAAAACAGGUUUCUACUUCCAUGAGGGAUUUUUAUCAAUUAAUAAUUCUAAAUAUAACUGUUUGAUCUCGAAUCUGAGAAUAAAACUAAUGUAUCUAACUGAAAUCAUACUUACUGUAGUUUAUGUAUGAUACUGCAUGAUGCAACCUAUUUACAGGAUUAUCUCUUUCCCUUCAUAUUUUUAACAGGAAAAAUUUUACAGGGAUUCUACCACAGCUUGUUGGAAAUCUGCCUUGAAUCAGGGGCAUGGUUGGUAGUAAACUACAUCAAAUGUCCAAUGGAUGUACCUAGCCAGUCCUAUAUUUGUAAAGAUGAUUCUAAUAUCACACCUUUCCUAAAUUGGGCCAAGGCAAGCCUUUCAGGUGAACCUAUGCGCCUCUACAAUAUUAUGCAGCAUAAUUCCCACAUGAAUAACAAUCCAUUUCGAUUCCUGUUGUAUUACAAUAAUAAACAUAAAACUUUAAAUGUUAGCAGUAUUUCAACUUGGGCACAAUAGACAAAAAUGCAUGGGAAAGGACUUCUCUGCUAUUAAAUUUAUUCCUUGA